Molecule: messenger RNA, 1140 nt
Organism: Ophidiomyces ophidiicola
Lineage: Eukaryota; Fungi; Ascomycota; Eurotiomycetes; Onygenales; Onygenaceae
Gene: RIM2
Product: Pyrimidine nucleotide transporter, mitochondrial
Exons: 2
Coding region: 1-1140 (379 amino acids)
Biological process (GO): pyrimidine nucleotide import into mitochondrion
Cellular component (GO): mitochondrion
Molecular function (GO): pyrimidine nucleotide transmembrane transporter activity
Source: RefSeq, a predicted model, not a curated record
AUGGCAUUUCCUGCUUCGUCUCCAGACAUCUCCGGUCGAGGUGCACAGUUAAAAGACGCCAGACCAGAGUCGCGCCACAGUGUUAUGAUACAGUCUGGAGAAACUGACGAUGUCGAAGUCGCCCCGGAAAUAGAAUCGCAGACCAAGCCUGCGGUAAAACCAUGGGCUCAUUUGUUUGCUGGAGGUGUUGGUGGCAUGACUGCUGCAACCUUGACUUCUCCACUCGACGUCUUGAAGACGCGGCUUCAGUCCGAUUUCUAUCAGGCCCAACUUCGGUCUCUCCGCGCAUCUCACCCAUUGCCACAAUCGCAUUCCAUCCUAUCUCUCUCCCGUAGUGCCAUGGUGCAUUUUUCAGAGACUAUUCAGAUCCUUCGUUCGAUACAUGUACAUGAGGGAUGGCGAGCACUGUUUAAAGGUCUAGGACCGAAUCUAACUGGCGUUGUACCAGCACGGGCGAUUAAUUUUUACGUCUAUGGCAAUGGAAAGCGGAUAUUAAACGAUUAUUUUGGCUACAUUCCAGCAGAGACUCCAGCAAGCAUCCAUCUCGCAGCAGCAGCAAUGGCUGGCAUUGCGACCGGAACCGCAACCAACCCAAUCUGGCUUGUAAAAACUAGAUUACAAUUAGACAAGUCGAAUGCCUCCAAUAUCCCAGGUCGCGGGCGACAAUAUAAGAAUAGUUGGGAUUGUAUUCAGCAAACAGUACGACACGAAGGCAUUCGUGGGCUCUAUCGUGGUUUGACGGCAUCAUAUCUAGGCGUGACAGAAAGCGCGCUUCAAUGGGUGAUGUAUGAGGAAAUGAAACGCGUCCUUGCGCGACGUGAAGCCAAACGGCUGGCUGAUCCAAACCACGUACCAAAUUGGACGGAUUUCGCUGAAGAGUGGGGAGGCAAGCUCACAGCGGCAGGGUCCGCUAAGUUGUUCGCCGCUACAGUUACAUAUCCUCACGAAGUUGUCCGGACCAGGUUGCGUCAAGCGCCCACAGUUCAGGUCACUGGUGGGAAGGCAGAAAUGAAGUAUACCGGGCUCAUACAGUGCUUCCGGCUGGUCUGGAAGGAAGAAGGCAUGGCUGGGCUGUACGGCGGCCUUACGCCGCAUCUUCUCCGAGUUGUGCCUAGUGCGGCUAUCAUGUUUGGAAUGUAA